Eimeria acervulina is the source of this 1269-nucleotide messenger RNA. RefSeq lists its product as hypothetical. The transcript is spliced from 3 exons. The record is from RefSeq and is a predicted model, not a curated record. Bases 1 to 1269 code for a protein of 422 amino acids. NCBI's taxonomy places the organism in Eukaryota, Apicomplexa, Conoidasida, Eucoccidiorida, Eimeriidae.
AUGGGGAUUCGUGGGCAGCCAGACAAACGCGGCGACGGAGCUGCUGGCUUUUCCCCCUCACCCUCAACAUCUAAGCGUCGCACUGGCCGCGAUGCUGCGGCUUGGAAUGACCCUGAGCUCUUUGGGGGGGAAGAAGACGAGUGGGACCGGCGCGAUCGAGACCGCGCGCUUUACCUGAAUGGGAAGCCUGACAAAAAGCCUUCCGCUGAUGAGAAGGGAAGGAGGUCGAGCACCUUCUCCGUCCCAGGAGAAUCAGACCAAGAAGGGAAGGAGAAUGCUGCUGAUGCAGCAGCAGCAACACCAGCAGAAAGCCGUCGCGGGCAGAGGCGGACCCGCCAGCCCCCGCUGAGCGCUGCCUCUUUCUUGCAGUCUCCUGAGGGGGCACCUGCGGAUGGCCUUUUGUCUUUAUACUGCAAUUUGAAUUACGCGCGUGACAAACUGCAUAAAUUCAAGUUCUUUGAUAGAGAUGCUGCGCGGGAGGUGAGGAAGAAGGAAUACAAGAAGGAACUGGAAGCAGCGCAGGCGCUGCUGGCAAUGAACGCCCGACAGAAGCGCCAGCAGCCACAACGAACGCCAGAGCUGCUGCAAGCGGAAAUAACAGUGCGGAGCCGGAGGCGACAGUUGGCGCGGCUAGCGGGGGAGGAAAGGCUGGAGCUGAGAGAGGACUUGAAUACUUUGUUGAGAGAAGUGAGAGAAGGCAUCGUGGCCUUCUACCCGUACAAUGAACACAUCUCACGCUUAGCCCGCAGACUCGAUAAAAUCAGCGCCCAGCCCGACUUGUGGGCGCAUCACAGACCUCGGCUCGUGCAACUCCACCUCUCAGGCUUUCUUAAGAAGUGGAUGGACAGAGGCUGCCCCCCAGACCCGUAUGCUCUGCUGCAGCAGCAGACGCGAGGCGGCACGACAACAGCAGCAGCAGCAGAAGCAGAAGGGGAAGAGGCGGAGACUGGGGGCCCUUCUUACAUGGACGAGGACGUUAGGGGGCCCCCAGAUCUCCACGAAGAAGAAGAAUACCCCUUCCCAUAUGAUGAACCCUGGGCACAGACAAACCCCACAGAGGCCACACAGGUAGCAGCCCCAGCACAGCCCGACACAGAGAAGGCUGCAACAGGUCGCAUUUACGUGCAUACCCCCAAGGCAUUGAUGUCUGGUGCAGGCCCCUCCGAAGAAGAGCUCAAGGAGCUGCGACAGAAGCAAAUGGAAGCGAAGGCCCGCAGAGAGAAACUGCGUGCAGCGCAGCAGCAGCAGCAGCAGCAGCAAACGGUUUAG